CGAGAACCACGAGAAAUACGGUACGAUCGGCUAGGCUACAGGCAUCCCACAGUUGACCCAAGAGGAAUUUCGCUCGACAACAUGCUUGAUGAGAGAGACUUUUCCUGCUAUGCUUCGAGAGACAGACACAUGCUCUAGAAGAGCCCGAGACAACUAGUUCAUCGCGUAUCUCCAUCACGUUUAUCGAGUACCUAAUUCUUUGCGCCGUACCACACGCUGGCUCUGUCAUUCCAAACCACUGGUUUUCGCUGGCUAUCGUUCUAGUAGUUCGCAUAAGGCAGCUUCUUCUUCAGCGUAGAAUAAGUAAUUACAGGCAUUCUAGUAUUUCGGGAGCGACAUAGAGCGAUAGAGAGCGAGGGCCCACCCCUCGCGCGUUUCUAGAAGCACGGAGGAGCCGUUUCUGUCCCGCCAAGCGCGGGGAGCCGACGAAGCCGACAUGCAGCAUCUACGGCCGCGACCGCUCCCGCUGCCCCACGCGCAGCCGCAGAGCCAAUCAGAGUCGAGAUACGCGUCGCAGUCCCAGCGAAUAGACAUACCUAGCAGGGCGGCUAUGGGAAAGCGCACGAAGCUGCACGACUCGGAGUCGUGCGAGACCACCAAGUCGUUUCGCAAGGCGCGCUGGCAACAAUUACAGCAAACGGCAGUGGACAAGCUAUACUCCGUGAUGUGGGCCAUCGCGCUGCUCGUGUUCACGUCGGUGCCAGGAACAUCGUGCCUCAUCGGCGCGCUGCUGCUGCCCUCUUACGCCGUGCUCGCACUGCUCGCCGUGUGGCUCGUCAUAGAAGCGGUGUUUUACGUGUUUCGUUAUAAGCAACUACAGAGGAUCAGUGACGAGUACGUGGAGCUCCCGCUCCCGUCGCGCGAAGAGAUCUCGAGUCUUCUCGACCGCGUUCUCGCCGUCGCCAAGCAAGCGGACUAUAACGAUUUCGUGGGAGGGUGGUUCAUGGGUGCGUCCCUCGCGUCUCUAACGCGUACAAACAUCCGCCAGUUCAUCUCUCACGGCUUCUUCCACCGCUUUUAUAACGAGCUCUCGAGCGAAUACCAAGAAGCAGUCGAAGAGCAUGUCGACAGAGCCGAGUCGCACCUAGGGAUGCACUUUAAAGACCCCGACGCGCCGCCUCCGCCUCCGCCCGACCUUGUAUCCUUCGGUUCCGAUAGCGAGGGGGAGAGUGAGGGGGGGGAGUACGAGAGGGGGGAGAGUGAGAGCGAAAGCGAGAGCGAAGCGGGGGAGAAUGAGAGGGGGGCGGAAGGAACUGCCGCCGCUCCGCGCUCCGCGGUCUCCGCCGACCCUUCUGCCGCCGCCACUGUCGUUCCUGCAGUCCGCUCCGCCUCCGCCUCCGCGGGUUGCGGCCCGCUGGAGGCGGCGGCGACCGCGGCGUCGUCGAGGAGCCUCGGGCGGAGCUGGAGCGACGCGCAGCUUCCACGGAGGGGUGGGGGCGGUGCGGAGUGCGGAGGGGGAAAGGAGGCGGGGAGCGGAAGCGGAGACGCGCGGAAGGGGGAGGAUGCGGGGAAGGGGGUGGAUGAGUCGGUGCGCUUUAUGGCGCACACGAGAGAACCAAUCAGAGCCAUCAUUCACCCGCUCGCAUUCUACGUGUGGGGUCACAUCGUGGGGCUCCUCACUGCAGCGGCCAUGCGCCUCCUCGGCUUCUCGAAGCACACCACACCCACUGGCAUCCACUACUGGUUCCGCGCUCCUAAGAAGUCGGCACCGAAGCGUAAGGCCCACAAGGCAGCAGCCGUGGUGCCAAUUUUCGACGACACGUCAGCAUUUGCAGAGGCCACGUCAGCAGCGGCACCACUGCUGGCCGAGAGAGAGGCUCUGAGGGGGAGGGAGGAGGAGGGGGAGGAGGGGGUGGUGCUGGUGCAUGGGCUGGGGCUCGGACUCACUCCGUACCUCUCGUUCGUCCACAUGCUCUCUAGAAGCUACUCAAAUAAGAAGCUCAUAGUGGUGGAGCUGGCCCACCUGGCAGUGCGCCUGUCCACGUCAUCACCCACCAUCGAUGACGUGGCAGACGGCAUUACUGACGCCAUGGCGGUCCAUGGCAUGCAGUCAGCAGUCUUUGUGGGGCACUCGUACGGCGCCCUGGUGCUCGCUCGGCAAGUGCGCAAGCGCCCCGAGACUGUGAGCGCUAUGGGCUUUGUGGACCCUGCCUGCUUCCUGCUGUGCCUCCCUAAAGUGCUCUUCAACUUUAUUUAUAAGUCCCCCGGCUCCCCCUCUAUUGGCGACACAGUAGCAGAGGCUGUGAGGUGGUUUCUGUGCGGGAGAGAGCUGCAGGUGGCGCGUGCUCUGUGCCGCGGCUUCAACUGGCACGCGUACCAGGUGUGGGCGGAUGACAUCCCUGUGCAUCGCUCGGUGGUGAUGCUGGCAGGGGAGGACCAGAUUGUGCCGUCACAGCACAUCAGGAACUACCUGGCCGACACACCAGUGGACGUGAUGUACAACGAUGGUUACCACCAUGCACAAAUACUGUUCAGCGAGGCCAAGCAACGAGAGUUCAUUACCCGUUUGAAGGCUGCAUGCCGCUGAGGUGCACAGCCGAGUGGAAGCUACCAGCAUGCUGUUGAAAGGACUUUUUAGUCGACUAAAUCCUCGCCGAGCACGGGUGGCCAUUGGACGCUAUCAGCAUGGCGUUAGAGGAAACCCCCCCUACAAGGCGAUUGUGUGCCCCUAUUGGGCAACAUUGUUGCAGGGAGAAAGGCUCAUGCAGCAGGUGCAGAGCAACAAGGGGAAAUAAGCUGCUUGGAUAUUUCUACUAGGUCAACCGACUGCAAAAAUGAGGGUCACCAGCAGGUACCAGCAGCGGCAAUGGAAGCAGCAGCAGCGGCAAUGGAAGCAGCAGCAGCAGCAGCAGCAGCAGCAGCAGGAUGAUAACCACAGGCCAAUGUGACAUGAGUCACUGAACUAACAUGCUAGGCUUAGGGCUUUCUCCCUUAAAGAUGGUGCACCACCACAAGUGGACCCUGAGUUCCAACUGAGGGCCAACUAUUCCAGCAACAGCAGUAUACUGACGGUUGGAUAGGUCAUAGAUGGUCUCUACAGUAAGAUGCUAGUAUAGGCUGGAUUGUGUGGGCAUAUGACUGGUUGAUGCUCAUGCUGCUGCUGCUGCUGCCUCUAUAAAUGAGUAGGCCUAGUUGUAUUGGGCAGGGAAUAAUGUAUUGUACCAUCGAUGUUCAAUGUUAUUG
Messenger RNA from Closterium sp. NIES-67, 3183 nucleotides. Lineage: Eukaryota; Viridiplantae; Streptophyta; Zygnematophyceae; Desmidiales; Closteriaceae. The record is from the annotation of a GenBank genome assembly.